AUGAAUGAUGAAAGCAACAACAGGCAUUUGGAGAGAGGGCCAAAUCUUCCUGCACAUUGCCGUGUUCAUUCAGAUUUAUUAGCUUCUCCAUGUUCUCCAAGAGCAUCAACUCUGCCAAGAGGGGCUCUUGUGAUGUCCAAUUCUGGCAAGGCGUUGUUGGUGUCCAAUUCAAGUAAAUGUUUGUCGGUAUGCCAAUCCAGUAAGUCCCUGGUUCUGUCGAAUUCCAGUAAGCGAUUGGAUCAGAAAACCAAGUAUGUGAGACAGGUCACAGGCCGCCACAAUGACACCGAGCUGCAUUUGGCUGCACAGCGGGGAGAUUUGGAGGGUGUUAAGCACAUUCUGGAUGAAAUUGAUGCACACAUGAUGGGGAUGUUUGGUGGGGCUGAUUUUGAUGCUGAGGUCUGGGAGAUAAAGGCAGCUAUAGUGAAUGAGGUGAAUGACUUGGGAGAGACGGCGUUGUUUGUUGCAGCUGAGAAGGGGCAUCUGGAUGUUGUAAAGGAGCUGUUGCAUUACACAACUGAGGAGGCUAUUUCAUUGAAGAACCGCUCUGGCUUUGAUCCAUUGCACAUUGCUGCCAGUCAAGGCCAUGAUGCCAUUGUCCAGGUGUUGUUGGACCAUGAUCCAAGCCUUAUCAAAACAUUUGGCCAAUCAAAUGCGACUCCACUUAUAUCAGCAGCUAGUAAAGGACAUGCAGCAGUAGUUAAUGUAUUGCUCUUCAGAGAUCUUAGCUUGUUAUAUAUACCUAAAUCUAACGGGAAGAAUGCAUUACAUUUAGCUGCCAGGCAGGGGCACGUAGAUAUUGUAAAAGCAUUGCUUGACAAGGAUCUGCAAUUGGCAAGAAGGACUGAUAAGAAAGGUCAAACUGCAUUGCACAUGGCUGUAAAAGGUGCUAAUUGUAUAGUUGUGAGAUUGAUUCUUGCAGCAGAUGCAAACAUUGUCAUGCUUCCUGAUAAGUUUGGUAAUACGGCAUUGCAUAUAGCUGCCAGGAAAAAGCGGGUAGAGAUCGUGAAUGAGUUGAUACAACAUCCUGAGACCGACGUGAACGUACUAACAAGGGAUAGAAGAACAGUGAUGGACAUUGUUGAAGGACUUCCACUCUCUGAAGAAACUGAAGAGAUAAUGGACUGUUUAGCUAGUUAUGGUGGUGUCAGACAUGGUGGUGUUAGACAAGGAGAAUUAAACCAGCUUUCACGAGAUGAGCUUCAUAAUACUGUAACAGCAAUCAAGAAAGACGUGCAUUCACAGCUUGAACAAGCCCGCAAAACCAACUGGAAUGUCACUGGAAUUGCCCAAGAUCUCCGCAGGCUCCAUAGAUUAGGAGUGUAUAACACAACUAACUCAGUCACAGUGGUUGCUGUGCUUUUUGCAUCAGUUGCAUUUGCUUCUAUUUUUGUCCUUCCUGGUGGAGAUAGAGAUGAUGGGUCAGCUGCGGCGAUAGGCUCUGUGUCAUUUAAGAUCUUCUUCAUCUUCAAUGCCAUUGCACUUUUCACUUCAUUGGCUGUUGUGGUGGUACAAAUAACAAUUGUGAGGGGAGAAUUAAAGUCAGAGAAGCGGGUUGUUAAGGUGAUCAAUAAGUUGAUGUGGUUGGCUUCUGUGUGCACUACUGUGUCAUUUUUAGCUGCUUCAUUUAUAGUGCUUGGUCAGCGUAACAUUUGGGCUGCAAUUCUUGUUACUUGCAUUGGAGGAACUAUAAUGGCUGGAGUUCUAACUGCAUUGAUCUAUUACAUAUUGAAGAGAAAGCGGAAGCAAGAAGUGAGGAGAGAAAAGAGAAGAUUGAAUGCAUGGCAUCACUUAGAUACUGAUUUAGAACUCCAAAUGUAUGCCAUUUAAUAAACCUUUGCCGGUGAGGGGUUUCUCUUUUGUUGGAAUGAAGGCAAAAUGUUUCUUCUGAAAUGGAGAUUCAUGGUA
Molecule: messenger RNA, 1908 nt
Organism: Mangifera indica (mango)
Lineage: Eukaryota; Viridiplantae; Streptophyta; Magnoliopsida; Sapindales; Anacardiaceae
Product: ankyrin repeat-containing protein ITN1-like
Exons: 4
Coding region: 1-1830 (609 amino acids)
Cellular component (GO): plasma membrane
Molecular function (GO): protein phosphatase 1 binding; protein phosphatase regulator activity
Source: RefSeq, a predicted model, not a curated record